AUGACAUCCUUCGGAACCACGUCUCCUAUGCCUGAGACAUUUAUCCCGACAACGUUCAAAAUCCGGGGUCAAGUUUAUCACCGAAUCGGUUCCCUUCUGCCGACAUUGGAUACCAGUCCAAAAUUUCUCCAGAUAUAUUUCAUGGGAGGUGAAGAUUCUCAACUCAAGGAGCGUUGUUCGCUCAUAUCAAAAGUUCGGCAGGACGUUGUGGCCAUGCUCCAGCGAUGUUUUGAUCGACACAAUAUUUUAAUCAAAGCUUUCAAGACCGCACUGGAGAGCAUGCCAACCGAUAAGUUCAAAGUCAUCAUCAGAGCUGAUAAGCGACCCCUUGGUGAGCAUGAGAGGCGGUUCAAUGCGCCUCUGAUCGAUGAGGUGGCCGUGGUGAUGUCUGCCGAGGCUGGGGAUUCGCGAGACAUUUUGCUGACCAAACGUGGUGAUAAGCUUCAACGAAUCGCAGAAACACAUCGGUCGUAUGACGCCCUCCAGUAUCCCGUUCUCUUUCCACGAGGCGAGGAUGGUUAUCAUUUCGACGUACGGCUCAUAGAUCCUAUCAGCCGUGAACCGCGGGAGCCCAAAGCGAAAGUGUCUUCCAUGGCAUUCUAUGCGUAUAGAAUACAGGUUCGAGAUGAUCAAGAAAAUCAUUUGCUCAAAUGCCGUCAGCUGCUCAACCAAUUCGUGGUGGAUUCUUACGCCAAAAUAGAAGGAGAGCGUUUGCGGUUCCUGAGACUUAACCAGAGCAAAUUACGGUCGGAAAACUAUAUUCACUUGAAAGAUGCCCUGGCGACGGAUGGCGAUAUCCACAAUGUUGGUCAGCCCUGUAUACUGCCAUCAACUUUCAUAGGCAGUCCACGAUCGAUGCAUGAAUACUCACAAGAUGCCAUGACCUACGUUCGGAAUUACGGUACGCCGGAUUUGUUCAUCACAUUUACGUGCAACCCAGCAUGGGAGGAAAUUCGACUCUUACUCACAGAGGGUCAAAACCCCAGUGACCGACACGAUAUCGUAGCGAGAGUUUUCCGACAGAAACAACUGAAACUACUCACUGCAAUCAAAGACUGCUGUAUUUUCGGAGAAGUCAGAUGCUGGAUGUAUACCAUCGAAUACCAGAAACGGGGUUUACCGCAUUCUCAUAACUUGAUUUGGCUCAAAGACAGCAUAUCACCGUCACGCAUUGAUCAAGUGAUUCGGGCGGAGAUUCCGGACAAAAACACAGAUCCAGACCUACAUCAAGUCGUGAUCAGUCAAAUGAUUCACGGGCCCUGCGGGCCGUGCAAUCCUUUCUCUCCCUGUAUGGAUCGAGAGAAAAAAAUAUGCACGAAGAAAUAUCCGCGAGCAUUAAGCAAAGAGACACACACAGGACAUGACGGAUACCCCAAAUAUCGCCGAAGAUCACCGGCCGACGGCGGUUUUACCGUCACGCUGAAGCGGACCUCGGGAGAUAUCAAGGUCGACAAUUCCUGGAUUGUACCUUACUGUCCACUCCUGUCGAAGAUGUUCAAAGCCCACAUCAAUGUAGAAUACUGCAAUUCCAUCAAGUCCAUCAAGUACAUCUGCAAGUAUAUUACGAAAGGGACGGAUUUAGCCAUGUUCGGACUCUCGAAUAUCGAUCGUAAUGACGAAAUAGCGCAAUAUCAACUCGGGAGGUACAUUUGCUCCAAUGAAGCUAUCUGGCGGAUUUUGAGCUUCCCGAUCCAUGAGCGGUACCCAACCGUGGUGCACCUCAGUGUCCAUUUGGAAAACGGACAAAGGGUUUACUACACGGAAGAAAAUAUUCAUGAACGCAUCCAAGAAGCUCCGAAAACCACAUUGACGGCAUUUUUUGCUCUCUGUGCCCAGGAUGAUUUCGCUCGACAACUCCUAUAUGUUGAAGUACCCAAAUAUUACACGUUCUGCACCCAGAAAAAGAUUUUCCAGAGACGGAAAAGAGGUACCCGACUGCCCGGCCAGGCUGUUCUUGCUUCUGACGCUCUAGGGCGCGUAUAUACCGUGCACCCUAACAACGCGGAAUGCUUCUAUCUUCGUAUGUUGCUCCACAACAUUCGAGGGCCCACUUCAUUCCAAGCCUUGAAAACGGUGGAUGGAACUCUGUUUGACACGUAUCGUCAAACCUGCCAUCAUUUGGGAUUAUUAGAAGAUGAUCGACAAUGGGAGCGAACGAUGAAUGAGGCACAACCAACGACGUUCCCAAGCCAGAUGAGAAAUUUGUUCGCCAUAAUUCUCACAUGUUGUAAUCCUUCCGACCCCCCUGGCUUAUGGGAAAAGUUCAAAGAUCCAAUGACCGAAGAUAUAUUAUUCCAAGUGAGGAGGCAAACGACGCUUCCAGAUUUAAGUUUUUCUCCUGAGAUGUAUAACCGCGCGCUGAUACUUCUGGAAGAUUUAUGUUUGUUAAUGACAAACAAGACUCUCGACAAGUUGGGCCUCCGAUCUCCCCAGAGAGAUUCUAAUGGCUUCCUGGAUGCAGAGUUUCUGCGAGAAACAAGUUACGAUAUCGAUGCGCUCGAAAACCAUGUCGAAAGCACUAAACCAUUGAUGAAUAGAGAUCAGAGAAACGCCUACGACCUCAUCAUGAGCAAGCUACAAACCAAUCAGCCAGGAAUUAUAUUCCUCGAUGCGCCCGGGGGAACUGGAAAAACAUUCCUCACUAACCUGCUCUUGGCUGAGAUUCGGAGCAAAGGAUGCUUGGCAUUAGCAAUGGCUUCAUCAGGAAUCGCCGCGACAUUACUACAUGGAGGUCGAACCGCUCAUGCCACACUGAAGCUUCCCUUGGAUAUAGAUAAACGAGAUGCGCCCGUAUGCAACAUCAGCAAACGGAGCGCCAUGGCGAAAGUUCUGCAGUCGUGUAAACUAAUUGUUUGGGACGAAUGCACGAUGGCCCACAAAAAAUCACUUGAAGCGCUCCACAGAACCUUACAAGACAUCAGAAGUAAUCAUUCACUCAUGGGAGGACUGCUAUUACUCCUUUGCGGCGAUUUUCGACAAACUCUGCCAGUGAUCCCGAGAGCGACCCCCGCUGACGAAAUCAAUGCCUGUCUCAGAUCAUCCGUUCUCUGGCGCAACGUUGAGAUCGUUUCUUUGUCGCAAAACAUGAGAAUCACUUCGAACGAAUCAGUCGCUGAAGGAUUCGCUGCGAAACUACUACAAAUAGGCGACGGAACAUGGCCACUUGAUGCCAAUGGAUACAUAAAGCUCAACUCCGACGUCUGUCAAUUGGUCGACACAUUGCCUGAUCUCAUCCGAGGAGUUUAUCCCGAGCUUGCUACGAACUACAUCGAUCGCGAUUGGUUACGCCAAAGGACAAUAUUGGCUCCGAAAAAUGAUGACGUCCAGGAGAUCAACUCGAGUCUUCUGGCUCAGAUUCGUGGGGAGUUCUUCGAAUACAAAUCCAUCGACUGUACCCUCGAGAUUGAUGAUGCUGUGCACUAUCCAACUGAAUUCUUGAAUUCACAAACGCCGCCAGGUUUUCCGCCCCACCUAUUGCGUUUAAAGAUUGGUUGUCCUAUCAUGCUGCUUCGAAACCUCCAACCACCGAAUUUGUGUAAUGGAACACGGCUUUGCGUGACAGCUCUUCACAAUCACUCAAUCAGAGCAGAGAUCUUGACCGGUAUCGGAAGAGGGCAGAUCGUUCUAAUUCCUCGAAUACCGAUGAUACCUUCAGACUCACCAUAUCAAUUCAAGCGACUUCAGAUACCGGUACGCGCCGCAUUUGCUAUGACGAUAAACAAAUCUCAGGGUCAAUCCAUUCAAUAUUGUGGAGUAAGCUUGCAAUCCCAAUGUUUCUCGCAUGGUCAACUAUACGUUGCGUUUUCGAGGGUCGGAUCUCCGGACAAUCUUUUUGUCUCGCUCCGGGCGCUGAAACCCGAAAUAUUGUUUAUCCAGAAGUAUUGUCUUCUCUCAAUAAAUGAGAGUGACGUGAAUAUCAAUGAUGCCGACUCUGACACAUCAUUCCCCCCUUGA
This is a messenger RNA of Galendromus occidentalis (western predatory mite), 3954 nucleotides long. RefSeq lists its product as uncharacterized. The record is from RefSeq and is a predicted model, not a curated record. Lineage: Eukaryota; Metazoa; Arthropoda; Arachnida; Mesostigmata; Phytoseiidae. Gene Ontology annotation, biological process: telomere maintenance; DNA repair. Gene Ontology annotation, molecular function: DNA helicase activity.